Molecule: messenger RNA, 4541 nt
Organism: Cladophialophora immunda
Lineage: Eukaryota; Fungi; Ascomycota; Eurotiomycetes; Chaetothyriales; Herpotrichiellaceae
Exons: 4
Coding region: 544-4479 (1311 amino acids)
Source: RefSeq, a predicted model, not a curated record
CCGGACAGCUUCAGCACAAGGAACCUGAAGACAUCUCUAUCGAUUUGUUUGGGGUCCCCGACUUAAGGGCUCAACCAGCUUUCAACCGCUCAUCUCAACCGUUCCGGCUGUGCUCUGCCUUCCUCCACUGGCCCCAGCAUUGCCUGGAAACCUGCAAGCUGCACAUCUGGGCCCAGCCACAAUGUAGGGAGCGUUAGGAGCAGCGCGGACACGGAGCAGAAAGGUUGCAAAGCAAAGUGCACAACUCAUACCGACAUGCACCUACGGACGGGCACUGCCUCUGCGGCGUUGGCCACAGAGCCAUGUGAUUGGGACGUGGCCAGUCUAGAAAUACUUAGCACUAAGCCACCAAGUUGCAAGCUGCAUACUUGUUGCAGACCGGCCGCUGUUGACCUAGCCUGACAUGGUCCUCAGCUAAAAGCAGUCUGCUUUCCAUGAUCGAACGAGGACUCCACGAUCUCGCCAACCCUGGCAAAGUACGGUUUCUUCUUUGGAAUCGAUAUAAUCUCGUCCAGUGACUGGAUCUAGUGCACAAGGUUGAAGAUGACUGAUCAGCCAACAAGGGCGCCAACACAGCUCGGAAGUCCAGAGCCUCAAUCAUUCCACCACUUGCCAGGAGACUCAGCGCCUGAUCUUGGGCGUAAUGCCACUUUCGAUAACGAACCUCUUCGUCUUCCAAACCCUACAGAACAGUCCUUCAUAGGGUCGCGAGAUUCCGGAACCGACAAGCAUGAGCAUGUGGCAUUCUGGAAUCCAACUUGGCUCCGAUUUGGGGUACUCUCCAGCUACGCGGCUCUAACAUUACUCUUUAUUGUAGCAACUAUUGUGCUCUAUACCUACUCGAAACAGCAUGACGGCUUUGCGAUAGGACUGGAUUCGAAUCACUACACGUGGAAAUAUGGACCGACCGCAGUACUCACCCUAGCACUUGUUUUCUGGAAUCAGAGCAGUCGAUGGUGCAAAAUCAUAACUCCGUGGCAGAAUCUGGCCUCAGGCCCGAAACCCGCCGGCCGGAAUCUGCUUUUGGACUACGUAUCGCCUCUACAACCGUUGUUACUGUGGCGGGCGGGGCGAGCUCGAGACAUUGCUGUAGUUGCAAGCGAGUUGGGGACGCUGAUCUGGAGGAUCGCGAUCAUUCUAUCGACCGCAUUACUGGUGUCAAUUCCUGUCAUUGUGACAACACGGGAUGCUAGGUCAAACACAGUGGCAGAUUUUGUAAUUGACAAGUUCAAUGGCACGAGUACGACUGGGGAAGCUGGACGAAUAUAUUACGGGAUUCAUGCGGAUAACGUCCAAUAUCCUGCCGGUACAGCUCCCACGUACGCUUUUCAGCCCAUCCAGCUCAACGAUACCCGCUUUCGGACUCGAGACUACAAGCUUCAAGCAUCCGUUGAUGUGUUCACUCCUCAUUUUGACUGCGAGCCCGGUGCCGUCACCGUCUCGGAGCUCCAAGCUAGCAGUAAUAUCAUCAAGGUCAAUAUCCGCACUAGUGAUUGCAAAGUGAACUUCGAAACAAAUCUGUUUGACCCAACGAAGUGGUCCGAAUAUCAACUUUACGGUAAAGGAUACCCGGCGGAGAAUUUCGUCCCCAAUGCAAUUCCCAUUGCUUGCGAUGGUCGAAAUUAUGAUACUAGCUAUGUGACAUAUGAUGAAACAAGGUCGCGCAUCCUGUUGUUCUUGUCCUUGGCUGACGAGAACCUCAAGCCGACCGUGCUGACCGCUGCAAUCUGUCAACCAGCUUACUAUGUUUCGAAACAAAUCUUGAUCUACGACAGUGAGAUGGCAAGCACUAACUCGAGCACACGGAUCGACUGGAGAUCAAGCGCAUUGAACUUAACUCUGCCUCGAUAUUUUCCGCCACAGUUCACCUUCGCUGUGCUCGAGGAGGCUUCCUCGCAGUUCCUCACUCUGACAAACACUGACAACAUUUCCGAGGCUCAAUCAGCUACCUCGGGUGUGUUCACACUCAUGUCGCUGCUCGAAGGAAGAGUAGCUGGCAAGUCGACCCUGCGACCGUUUCUCACUGUAGAAGCGAUGAUCACACGGGCUCAGGAGGUUCUGCAGGGUGUUUCCGUGCAGCUCGCUGGGGCCGAACUUCUGCAACCCGCUAUCCACACAGUUACUUCCCUUGUCAGUAUCGAGGAAAACCGUCUGACUGUCCAACUACUUCCAGCAAUUUCGAUGAGCGCAUGCUUUGGACUCUUAUCAAUCUUUGCAGUACUUUUGAUCUAUAUCCGGCCUAGAGAUGCAGUUCCCCGGCGCGUUGAAGGACCUUUUGAGACCCUCUGCAGCCUCAAUUCGAGCUUGGAGCUCAAAGCCAUCCUGCGAUUUCAGGGCAACUCGACGGAUGGCCAGCUCACAGACAGCUUGUGCAACCGGCGUUUUGGCUCGGCAACCUUGACAAGAGAAGCCGGUACUCGGCCUGUUUUCGUCGUAUCGCAGGAAGAGUGCCCCUCCCAAGAGGAUAGGACAAUACCACCAAGUUCAGGACCGUGGCAAUCGUGGAUACCCUGGGUGCUUCGGCCGCUUGGCCGAAUAGCCGUUGUCACGCUGGUCGUAAUCACUAUCGUGACUCUUGAGGUGCUCCAGAGGCUUUCCAACGCUGGAAAUGGCUUUGUCGAUAUCCAGGGCUCACGAUCAGCCGCUGAACAUGCCAAAUCGAUCGUGCCAUCACUCGCCAUGGUCAUUAUAGCUCUUAUCUACGGCUCUCUGAAUGACAGCACCAACAUUCUGUCACCAUAUAUCGCACUUGCGCAAGGCCUGUAUCUGAAAGAGCGAAGGAUAAACUGGUCGUUGUCAUCGAAGGGCGUUUCAGCAGGUUUCCCAGCCCAUGUCCAUGGCCGUAUUCCUAUUGUUGGCUUCUUCGUCGCUUGUCGAGCGAGGUAUUUGGCCUCAUGCUUCACCAUAGCCACGGCUUUCAUCGCCCCAUUCCUGACAAUCGUAACUUCAGGUCUUUACGUUAUCGCCCCCGUGGACAGAACCGACCGAGUUAACAUCUCUCUACUGAACACUUUCAACGCAUCGUGGACGACAAGCCUCUCAUCAGGCGACGAGGCGAGCGCAAGCGCAAACCAGAUACUCAACAAUGGCGCUGACUAUCCACAAUGGACUUAUCAGGAUCUGGCUUUUCCCGCCCUAUCCAGCAGUGAGGACGAACUGGGGUUGAAGCUAGAAACCCAGACUGCCAAUCUUACCACAAUCUUGCCUGCCCUUCGAGGCAAGCUCGAUUGUUACAUGACUAGAUCUGACGAGGUUCUGUAUGACAUAACAGACAAUUUGGAUGUCAACGCAACGAUCAAAAUUUUGGACACCUGCAACGGAAAUGGUGGCACCAUCAAAACACUCAGCAUUUUCAUUCCAAUUCCCACCUUUUCUGAUGAGAGUUCAGCAGUUGCCAAGGAAAGCGCACAGGUUGAGCAGUACACAGCGGCCGUUGUAGACCUUCACGUUCUCGAUGGCACAUGGAACACCCAAUCUCAAUUUGUUGGCUCAUACUCUCCGCCCGACAAUCCAGCUGGAUGCCCAUCUCUUCUAUUCUAUACGGCAAAGAUCUCGGCGGACGCAACUUCAGGCGUAGUUACAUCGGGGCUUACGGCGUUCUCCUGUCGUCAGAUUCUCGAAGAAGUCCAGGUGAAUGCAUCAUUCGCAUAUCCGGCCUUCACUAUCGACAAGUCUAGCCCACCGAGGGUGGACGACAGCAGCGUCAACAGAUUGAAUAACGGUACCGCUGGGUUUGUUGGCCGUGGCUAUCAGCUUGCAAAUUGGCUGAGCCAAUUCCAGAACAAUCAUCGCCUUGAGUCCAAUGCAAGCACUAUUUAUGACAUUAACAGCUUCUACAGCACUGUAAUUUCUGCAACAGCGUCCGGCGCGGAAUCCGAGCUCCGCGUUCUUUUUGAUGAUUCCAAUGUUGACGCUCUCCUUGCUGCCAUCGAGCACGGUUACGGCAUUUACAUGGCGCAAGCCAUCUCGGGCAACAUGCGCACCGGUUUACCUCUCACAGGCACCAAUUCAGCGUCUGCAGGAAUCAGCACAAACAACAUCGCUUUCCCGACAACGCUUGUAGCACCAUUACACGCCAAUCUAACUCACCAAGCGGGCCAUGACCGUCUCAAGCAAGACAACCCAUCCAAGAUUGCGCUGCAGGUGCUACUCGGAACGAUGGCGGCGUGCGCAGUUGCAGCAUGGAUGUGCGCCCCUGACUCGAACGUCCUGCCGCAUAGUCCGAACUCGAUUGCCGGUGUGGCGAGCCUUUUCGCAGGAAGUGACCACUUGUGGGGUGGGGAUGUUCUGAGAGAUGGUGCAGAGUGGUCAAGUGAGGCCGAGUUAAGGUGCACAAACUUGAAGCUGGGAUGGCACGAUAGCAGUGGCGGUCCUAGGCAGGGUGAUACUGUCACCGCUGAUGAGGACAAUGGGCGUGAAGGCCAUGCGACUAUAGCUGAAGAGAAACGCCGUUGGUUUGGCAUUGAUACGACCGAGUGAAGAGACAUCUGGAUCCCACACCCCAGCCAGAAGGCAAGCCAAUAACAUUAUGUUGUUCCUGU